AAUGAAUGUAUACCUAUUAACAUUUUGUGUUUCAUUCGUCGGAUCAGUUCUAUGUCGAGAAAGAUAUCAGACAGAAAAUAACUAUCAAGUUGUGGGCGUAGAUUGUGGGGAAAAUGAGUCAGUUAGUUGCAUGAUUAUCGAAUGCCCGGAUGAUCAAUUUUGUCCGGCGGCAAAUUUCUGCUAUAAUCCCAAGUGCGUUUGCCGCAAAGGAUUUCGCCGCCUCAAUGGAGUCUGUGUGCCGAAACACAGUUCUCUGCAUCUCAACAAAGGUAACUUGGAGACGGCUUUACUGGAAAUGCCAUAUAGGGAGCUAUAAUUCCGAAAGAUAUAAAAGGAAAUGGAAAUUGUUUUCCUAUUUAACUCGGACGCGCACAUGAUCAAAAUAACUUUUGGCAUAAAAAACUUGCACUUAUAUGGUGCUAGGGACGAUGAUUUGCUUAUGCCAAGCAUAUUAUUGAAAUAAAUAUAUGAGUUUUUGUUAAACUAAAUAUAACAGUUUUGAAGUAACAAAUUUAAAUAUUUUAAAUAAAAUUGCUUGUACAGCAUUCAUUCUAUUUUCAAUACAA
Drosophila teissieri is the source of this 566-nucleotide messenger RNA. RefSeq lists its product as uncharacterized. The record is from RefSeq and is a predicted model, not a curated record. The transcript is spliced from 2 exons. NCBI's taxonomy places the organism in Eukaryota, Metazoa, Arthropoda, Insecta, Diptera, Drosophilidae. The coding region runs from base 2 to 316 and encodes 104 amino acids.